CUUUCUGGAUCAGAUCUACACAGAGCUCUACAUCACAGAGGGAAGAAGUAAAGAGGUCAAUGAUGAACAUGAGAUCAGACAGAUUGAAAGAGCAUCCAAGAAAACCAGUGGACCAGGAACAACAAUCAGACGAGAAGACAUCUUUGAACGCCCACCUGGAAGAAAGGAUCCAAUCAGAACAGUGAUGACAAUGGGCGUGGCUGGCAUUGGGAAAACAGUCUUAACACAGAAGUUCAUUCUGGACUGGGCUGAAGACAAAACCAACCAGGACAUCCAGUUCAUAUUUCCAUUCACCUUCAGACAGCUCAAUGCACUGAAAGCAGAAAAGUUCAGCUUGGUGGAACUUGUUCAUCACUUCUUCACCAAGACCAAAGAAAUCUGCAGCUUUGAACAGUUCAAAGUUGUCUUCAUCCUUGAUGGUCUGGAUGAGAGUCGACUUCCUCUGAACUUCCACAACAAUAUGCCUGUGAGAGAUGUCACAAAGUCCACCUCAGUAGAUGUUCUGCUGACAAACCUCAUCAGUGGUGAUCUGCUUCCCUCUGCUCUCCUGUGGAUAACCACGAGACCUGCAGCAGCCGGUAAGAUCCGAAGGCAGUUCAUUGAUCUGGAGACAGAGAUCAGAGGGUUCACUGACCCACAGAAGGAGGAGUACUUCAGGAAGAGAUUUGAUAAAGAUGAGGAGAAGGCCUGCAGGAUCAUCUCCCACAUCAAGACAUCACGAAGCCUCUUCAUCAUGUGCCACAUCCCAGUCUUCUGCUGGAUCACUGCUAAUGUUCUGGAGUAUGAGUUAAAGAUCAGAGACCAAGGAGAGCUGCCAAAGACCCUGACUGAGAUGUACAUCCGCUUCCUGGAGACUCAGAUCAAACAGAGAAAGAUCAAGUAUGAAGGAGGACCUGAGCUAAAAAGACUCUGGACUCCAGAGAACAUAGAGAAUGUUCUGCCUCUUGGAAAACUGGCUUUUGAGCAGCUUCUGAAAGGAAACCUGAUCUUCUAUGAAUCAGACCUGAAAGAGUGUGGCAUUGAUGUCCAGGAUGCUCCACUCUAUUUAGGGUUCUUCACUGAGAUCUUUACAGAGGAGAAAGGGAUGGACGGCGACUCUGUCUAUUCCUUUGUUCAUCUGAGCAUUCAGGAGUUUCUGGCUGCAGUCUACAUGUUCCACUGCUUCACCAGCAGGAAGACACAGGUGGUGGAGAACUUCAUGGGAGAAGACCAGAAUUACUCAUCUCUGGAUGAGUUCCUGUGGAGAAUCAUGGAGAAAUCCCUCUUCAGUGAAAAUGGCCACCUGGACCUGUUUGCUCGCUUCCUUCAUGGCCUCUCUGUGGAGUCCAACCAGAGACUCUUAGGAGGCCUGCUGGGUCAGACAGAGAACAGUCCAGGAACCAUCCAGAGAGUCAUCACCAACCUGAAGGAGAUGAACACUGGUAGAAUCUCUCCUGACAGAAGCAUCAACAUCUUCCACUGUCUGAUGGAGAUGAAGGACCUCUCAGUUUUUCAGGAGAUCCAACAGUUCCUGAAAUCAAAGAAGAAGCUCUCAGAGAUCCAGUGCUCAGCUCUGGCCUACAUGCUGCAGAUGUCAGAGGAGGUUCUGGAUGAGUUGGACCUGGAGAAGUACAACACAUCAGCAGAAGGACGACGGAGACUGGUUCCAGCUGUGAGGAACUGCAGAAAGGCUCGACUAGUGGGCUGUAGGCUCUCAGUGACUGAAUGUGAUGCUGUGGCCUCUGCUCUGAAGUCCAACCCCUCCCUGACUGACCUGGAAAUAGAGGAGAUCAGUGAUGGAGGGGAAACCAUUGGAGACUCUGAGAUGAAGCGUCUCUGUGAGAUCCUGGAGACUCCAUUCUGUAAAGUAAAGAAGCUGAGAUUGUGGAGCUGCAGUUUGUCAGAGAUCAGCUGGGCGUCUCUGUUCUCUGCUCUGAAGUUCAACCCGUCCCAUCUGACAGAACUGGACCUGAGUCAGAACAAAGACCUGAAAGAUUCUGUAGUGAAGGAGCUCUGUGGUUUCCUCCAGACUCCCCUCUGCAAACUACAGACACUGAGGGGAAAGUGGCUCCACCUCCCUGUGAGGAGGUGAAAGGCAGCUCUCCACCCCCCAGAGAGCAGAGAAGGAGGCUUUCUGCUCACACCCAGGCAGUGCUCACCUUUUUAGGGGGGGACCUCUCUCCUCUGAAUGUGGAUCUGAACCCACAGCCACAGGGGAAUUUCACCACGGAGCACAGCGUGG
Molecule: messenger RNA, 2221 nt
Organism: Fundulus heteroclitus (mummichog)
Lineage: Eukaryota; Metazoa; Chordata; Actinopteri; Cyprinodontiformes; Fundulidae
Product: protein NLRC3-like
Exons: 4
Coding region: 185-2071 (628 amino acids)
Source: RefSeq, a predicted model, not a curated record